Messenger RNA from Gigantopelta aegis, 7031 nucleotides. RefSeq names its product dynamin-1-like protein. The transcript has 12 exons. The record is from RefSeq and is a predicted model, not a curated record. The coding region runs from base 34 to 1497 and encodes 487 amino acids. Gene Ontology annotation, biological process: mitochondrial fission. Lineage: Eukaryota; Metazoa; Mollusca; Gastropoda; Neomphalida; Peltospiridae. Gene Ontology annotation, molecular function: GTP binding; microtubule binding; GTPase activity. Gene Ontology annotation, cellular component: mitochondrion; microtubule; cytoplasm.
CGAACCCUUGCUGUGAUUACGAAGCUUGACCUGAUGGAUGCUGGGACUGACGCGGUGGAUGUGCUGUGUGGACGGAUCAUCCCGGUGAAACUCGGAAUCAUCGGCGUCAUCAACAGAAGUCAGGCCGAUAUCAACAACAAAAAGGAACUGUCGGCAGCCUUGAAAGAUGAAGCGACAUUUUUACAGAAGAAAUAUCCAUCAAUAGCUAAUAGAGCUGGAACCCCAUUUCUUGCCAAAACACUUAACAGAUUGCUGAUGCAUCACAUUCGAGAUUGUUUACCGGAGUUGAAGACAAGAGUUAAUGUUCUAAUAGCUCAGUUCCAGUCAUUGCUGUCAUCAUUUGGGGAACCAGUCGAGGAUAAAGGGCAAGUUUUGCUUCAGAUUAUAACCAAAUUUGCAUCGGCCUACUGCAACACUAUUGAAGGAACUUCCAAAUAUAUUGAAACAUCUGAACUAUGUGGUGGAGCUAGGAUUUGCUACAUUUUCCACGAGACGUUUGGUCGUACGCUGGAAUCUGUCGACCCGCUCGGGGGAUUGUCCACCAGAGAUAUCCUCACAGCUAUUAGAAAUGCCACUGGUCCGCGACCUGCUCUGUUUGUUCCGGAAAUCUCCUUUGAGCUGCUUGUGAAGCGCCAGAUCCGCCGUCUGGAGGAGCCGAGUUUACGGUGCGUGGAACUUGUCCACGAGGAGAUGCAGAGGAUGAUACAGCACUGUGGAACACACCAAGAAAUGCUACGUUUCCCCAAACUUCACGAGAGAAUUAUUGAUGUGGUGACCAACCUGUUGAGACGCAGACUUCCUCCUACAAAUGCAAUGGUGGAGAACAUUGUAGCCAUUGAGCUGGCAUAUGUGAACACAAAGCACCCAGACUUCACAGAGGCCCACAUGGUGCACCGGUCCGUGUUUGAACAUCAGCUUGACAACCGACAUUUGACCAAGGAUAACAUUGUCAAGCACACCGAGAAACAUGCCGUCACUGACGACAAGAUGAAUCUUCCGGACAACGGUGGAUCAUGGAAGAUCACAAACCUGAUUCGUAACAGCAAGCUGGAGUUGUCUGCCGAACGCCUGUCUGAGCAUGGCUCGUCCUCUUCACAGCCGAGUAGUGGCGCCAACAGUGCUGCACCUUCUCCAUCCCGUGCACGCAAAGGAAUUAACCUGCUUCCUGAAGUGCCAGAGCAACCAGUUAUGAAGUUAUCAGCAAGGGAACAAAGAGACUGUGAAGUUAUUGAGCGUUUGAUCAAGUCGUAUUUCCUGAUAGUCCGUAAGAACAUCCAGGAUAGUAUCCCCAAGUCGAUCAUGCACUUCCUCGUGAACCACGUCAAGGACAACCUUCAGAGUGAGCUUGUCAGCCAGCUCUACAAGAAGGAGGAGGUAACUCUUCUGGAGGAAUCCGAACACAUCGCUGCCCGCAGGAAGGAAGCUCAGGACAUGUUACAGGCUCUUCAAAAAUCUAGCCAUAUUAUCGGCGAAAUCCGUGAGAUCCACUUGUGGUGAUAUUUACAGUCAGGUGUACAUUUAUUGCAUUCUCUUCUUUCUGGUGGUUCGUGUUGCCAUGCUAACCAAUACAGACAUCGGGGAAAAAAAUAGUCCAAUUUGGCUGAUCACCAGUAAAGGCAGAUUUCUUUAGUUAAUGCACUACUCUGAAUGAAGUUGAAUACAACUGUUAGUUGUUGAUUUAUGCCACUGUUAAUCUCGAUGUGUGAUAAAUUCUAUAUGACAUACUGCGGAGUCUGGUCAUUAGAUAUGGCUUAUAAGAGUGACAACCCAGCAGAUUGCUGUAGUCAAGGUUAGGCCAGGUUUGUGACCUGAUCUGUCCUAGAUGUGUAAUUUGGUCAUCUUAAAGAUCAGACUCCAGCCUAUAGUGUGAUAGAAGUGACUGGUAGAAUGUCUGAUAGAAGCGACUCAUAGUGUGUCUCAUAGAACUGUGUGACAGUGACCCUUUCAGGCUGAUGUGUGUGAUAACUAUGUUGAUCUCUGGAUGUGAUGAUGUCUAUGAGAACCCUGCAGAGUUGUGUAUUCCUUUGUUGAGCUUCACCCACUUCUAAUAGUGACCGAAGACUGGGAAACUGACAUUGUCGCUGCUACACCAAACAAGGUCGUUUUCAAUGAAAGCAGUGUAUUUUACUGUGCUGGCUUCAUAGUGCAUAAAUCACUGAAUGUGAAUAAUGGCGUGUUGCAUGCCAGGAAAGCUGUGCUUAAGGGUUUUUUUUUGUCACAAACUAGUGGUGGCCAUUUCGUUAAUGUGUCUACUUUUGCUAAUAGUAUAAAAACACUGAAAUAAUUCAUUAAAAUAUUUUAUUUCAUAAUUUUCUUUCGCUUUACAAUUACACAAAUAACUUUUAAAUGGUAAUUGAUUUUGUUGGGUACAUUCAGAUCACUUCGUAUAACAGUAUACAUGUAGUCUUGUGUUUGGGUGGGCAUUUCCUUGAAACGGUCACUCUUUUAAUACAUUUAUCAAUCAGAAUGACAAAACAAGUAUCCAUGAUCAAAACCACAUCUCUGCACAAUGCAUUUUGUAAAAUAGUGGUUGCUAUCUAGUGCCUCAUCAGGACAACUACUCCUGAGGAGAUCCUUGAUGAUACAUACUUCCUGCACUGUUCAAAGAGGACUGCAACUCCCAGAAUAAUUUACUAAAUCAUAACUAGAACAAGACCGAGCUGAUUGGAAUAAAUAUAGCUGUUAUGACAUGAACUACUGAAUUGCUGACAAAACAGAGAUGAUAUCAGGUGUUUAGGAAAGGUAAGCAUACCCUUUCCCAACAAUGGCACCCAUCAGGAUUAGUGCCACCCAUCAGGAGUACUGCCACCCAUCAGGAGUACUGCCACCCAACAGUACUGCCACUAAUCAGGAGUACUGCCACCCAUUAGGAGUACAGCCACCCAUCAGGAGUACUGCAACCACAGCUGUUGAGUCAGUCACUUUAUGCUAACCUUAAAUAAUAGAUACCAUUUUAUGCAUAAAUGUAUCACAGUGGCCUUUAAUAAGAAAUAUUUAUAACACUUUAGAAAAGAACAUCCAAAAUAUGGGACUACACCUUAAAAUUUUUGUAACUAUUGUGAUACAUAAACACUGAACUUGUGGACCAGAAGAUACCGUUUCCAGUUUGGUCAAGAAAUGGGUUAUGUGCACUAAAAUGACUGUUGGGUUUUAUUCUGUCCUCUAUUAAAUUGUCUUAAAGCGAUGAUUGGGCAAGGCUUUUGAACUGGUAUGCAUGUUCAAUGAUAUUUGAUGCAUAUUAUUGCUGAAUAUCAACAAGUAUAUUGUAUAUUAAAUUAAUAAAAUUGUACAAAUGUGACGGCUAUUAUAUAUAGCACAGCCAUUUAGUUCCACCCCAGUGAAUCUGAUCCUGGUGAGCAGGUGCUUACUGAAUACUUAAAGCGUUACACCAGGUAUUUGUCUGAACUACUGAAACAAAGUACCAGUCUCUGCAUUUUUGAGUGAUGAUGAAACAGGCAUAUGUUGCAAUGUCCUGUAAUAAUAUCCAUCCCAGUAAGCCUGAUAAGUAUAUAUUUUCCUAUACAAAAUCAACCACUGUUGUAAAACUGGCUACAAAACAAAUCGAAAUAACUGUCCAGUGAUGUAUCAUGUUUUUUCCAUGAAACAGCGGUAUACUGAAAUGAUAAAAUGACUGUUUACUUAGUUAAUUGAUAUAUUCUGUUGCCUCCACAUGUGAUUUCUGUUUUCCAGGACUUGGUGUGUAUUUGGUGCCGUUGUCUGGGAACAAAAGGAAUAUGUAUCGAUAUUAUUAACAAUUUAAAAUCAUAUAUAUAUAUAUAUAUUAGUCUUUGUUUAAUUGUAAGGGGAAAAUGUAGGCACUUGUGUUAUUAGCAUGUUGUGGAUCAUGACUUGUCACCCUAUUGCUGAAGAAAAUUAAAACGUGCUUUAGCAAAUAACGUGUAACCCCAAAAAUAGUAAUGGACAUUAACAACCAACAAGGUAUGUUACUGUAAAUAAUUCUCUAAUACUAUUGAUUAAGUAGACAGUCCCAUCUAAAAUCACAGAACUGACCAAUCACGUACAUACAGUAGUUCCAAAGAAAAGAAAAUUACCACUUGGUUAAUUAUCUGGGCAUUUAUGUUGUUUCACAAGUUAGGCUGAUCAAAGGCAUGCGCCUUGUUUAAUUACUGCAUUUGUUUACUCUGUGCAGACAGCAGCAGUUUACUGGAGCUGACGUCACUUCCCUUCCAAGCUAGAGUGCCGGAGGCGACAAAAAAGAAACAAAAUGGCUGCCCCCAGUUAAAAGGAAUAUCGUGUUUUUUUAAAAAUUAAUUCUAAAAUUACACAUUUUUCAUUUGUUAAACUGUCCGUAUGUGUAGGUGGUCCAGAUAUGCAUUUUUCCAACACAUAAGGCUCAUAUUUGACCUGAAUAUCCCUUUAACUCACUUGUGAAUAUUCUGUACACAUUUUAGUUUGAAAAGUACUAUGUGGCUAACACAUAAAAUCAUGCAAAUGGCAAACUGAAGACUGGACCUUCUUGCUCUGACAGGUUGAUGUGCCACAUAUAUUCAUGUCUCGUAUCUCUUAAGUCGGGGUCAAAUCUUGCUAGCAAAAUGGUACGCUUUUUAUUUUGUUAGCCCAAAAGUUCAAUAUCAGUUAUUGUAAUAUAUUGGAUCUCAUUGAAGUCGCUGACUUGUUUCUGGUCGUAGUUAACUUAGCAACCAGUCAGUCCCUUAUUUAUUUUAGCAUGAGAUCUGUCAUCAACUCACGUCACACUGGUUCUCGGCCAGAUUCAUUUCAGUAAUGCAAAAAAUACUAAUUGUUACGUUCAAUGGCACAUUAAUUAUUAGUUUCUUAAUAGUAUCAUGUUGUUAAAAAGAAAAUAUUACGAUUUGGUCUGAGUUCAAUUUUUGGAACCUUUUUGAAUGAAUGCGAAACAUGAUAAAACACUUUUGCUAAUGGAGAAGUUACUUGUACUGUUCAGUCUUAGAUUAGUACCUGUGAUGUAACUGACUUGUUAAUAAUAUUUAUUUACGUUUUUCAGUUUAGAAUUUAAUUGUGCACAAUGAAAAUAUCCAAGUAUAAGUAUACAUGUGUGUAUGCACGCACGCACUCGCACACAUUUAUAUACAUGUACACAUACAAAACAGGCACGAAAACACCGUCAGAUGUAUAUAUAAAUAGAUAACUGGUGUGAAUGUUGAUAAUGUAAAUAUUUCUUUUCAUGACAUGUACAAAAACAUCUAGAUGCGUUGUUGAGUGUGUAGGAUGAUAGACUUUUAAAACAAUAGCUAUUGUAGACCGCUAGAAUAUUGUAUGUAAAUUGUUUGGUUUUUGUAUUUAAUGUCGUGUUUGUCACUAAGAAUGAGGAGUGUCACAUUUUAUAUUCAGGUUUGUGUAGCAUCCCAUUUGUGUUUUUAUCAUGGCCAUCUCUGCUAAUGAACUGUCGGUCACUGAGAGCACCACAGGCCUGGGACUAGCUAGAGAAGGAAUUGUUAAAAACUGCCUUGUCAUAGAAUUACAUUUAAACCGGUUUCACGCCACUGGUGUUGGCAGGGUUAGGAUGAUUUUGACAUUCCAGCUCCAACAUUAACCAAGACUGUACGAUUUCAGAUGCAGUCAGUAAGGAUAUUCAUACUGACUAGCUGCUGUGAUGUUCACAUGUGUUACCAGUGACGUCAGGUUGUGACUAGUGAUCAGUGAUGGUGUUUGAUAGUUGGUGUUGUGUCGAUGUGUGAUGUAUGAUGUGCGAGCGUCUGUUACAUACCUACUUAAUCUUACUAUAGUAAUAAAGACAUUGUGACCUGUAUAGCACAUUUUUUGUUUGUUAUUGAUAAAGGAUUUCCACUUUCAUGAUGUAAACAUUUUAUAAUGUCUGACUGAGCAUCUUCUAAGUGAAGUACUAGAGAGGGUCAGGGCGGACUGAUUUGAUGUUGAUCAAGAAACUAACAAGCGACUGACUACACGUGGCUUCUCUGUGGUCUCGUGGACAGUUAAUGGCAAUACACUUAACGUGCGAUAUUAUCGCUAUACUGAUAUUUAUUGUUUUAAAGAAUAAAUGAAACUUAUUACGAUAUACCUUACUUCUACCUAUACACGCAUUUCUGUAUUUCAGCGUCAUUGUCAGUUGGAAAACUAAGUCACUUGAGAUGCCACUGAUUUUGUUGAUGUAAUAAAAGGAAUGAUCCGACAUUCUUUAAAACAAAGCUUUAGUACACCUAAGUGAUUCAUAUAGUUAAUGUUUUAUAUAUUAAAGUUCAACUUGUGAUUCUUUAUUCUCUUAAAUUUUUUCCUUAAAAUCGGUUGACAGUACUAUAAAUAAUAUAUUAUGAUAUACAUGUGAUACAGAAAACCCAUAUCGCAAUAUAAUAUUUUCAUAAUACUCAUUCCAAUUGAUAAUGAUUUAUGGGAGUAAUCAUGAUGUCAUCUAAAUAUCCUUUUGACUCUGUCUUGUGUAGGAUUCUGAAAAAGUUGAACAGUUUUGGUCAGUUUUUAUUAACCUAAUUUUAUUACAGUAAUAAAUAUAGAAUAUCAUAGAACUUGAAUUUGAUCAGUGCUUGCUCUUAUUCUUCAACACAAUAAAUGUGCAAUAAAUAUGAAGGUAUAAAGCCCCACCUCAAAGAGACGAAACGAGAUGGAUAGAAACAAGGACAUUUGCAUAAUUAUGAAGUUGUGUAUAUUUAUUUAUUCGGAAGUACUUGAUGAUUUGGUAAGUACUUAUGGCAGUGUGGCUGUGUAUAUGUAUAAAUUCUCACUUGUCUUGUACACUGAAUUCCUGUUCAAAUGUAAUGGAGCUUCGUAUCCUAUUUAGUAUAUUAGUCUGAUGCGUCAUAUAAACCAGAGCCAGCAACCAAUCCAUUAUUUUGUAGGCUAUUUUGUAUUGCCGGUGUAGUAUUACACAGGUUCUUGUAUCUUCACUACUGUAUUUUGUUCUAGGCAGUGAUUUGUUUUGUACUACAAUGUACCGUACAGCAUAUCUUGCUUUACUAAUAUUGUCUGUAUUCAUAUAGUUUCAGUUUGUAUUUGUUUUGUGUAGUAAUACAUUUUUACAAGAAAGUGUUUGAUAUCGGUGAUUAAAGUUUCACAUACUU